GGCUCCCGCCGAGGGCGUGAGUACGAGCUAUGGUCACCCUUCGGGAGUGCAGCUGAGCCUCCGGCGUCCCGCGGGAUAGCCCUGCCAUAUUCUCUAGACGUUGACUUUCUUCCAGACUGGAGCAUGCAGGAGGAAGAGGAUGAGGAAAUAACUUCUGAGCUGCUGACAGUCAGGCCCCAGGAAUUGGUGACAUUCAAGGAUGUGUCUGUGGACUUCACCCAGGGGGAGUGGAGCCACCUGGAUGCUGCUCAGAGGGCCCUAUACAGGGAAGUGAUGCUGGAGACCUUUGAGAACUUCGUCUCCCUGGGGCUUCCAGUUUUGAAACCAGAUGUGAUCUCUCGAUUGGAGAGAGGAGAAGCUCCAUGGAUGCUUGAGGGAGAGAUCCCAAGAGACCCUAACCCAAGUUCUUCUCAUGAAGGAAGAUGUGAAACCAAGGCCAUCCUCAUGAGAACAUCAGCCAAGGAAAGACUGCAGAAGCAAGGAACUCAUACUAGAGCGAAAUCCAAUAAAUGGAAUGAAUGUGACAAAGCUUUCAGCCAGAAUGCCCUCCUUGUGUAUCAUGAGAGAAUUCUUGCAGAUGAGAAACCCUAUAAGACUAAAGAAUGUGGGAAAACUUUUCAUCAGUUGAGAAGCCCUAAUAAAUCUAAGAGAAUUCAUGCACAAAAGAAACUCCAUCUUUCUAAUGAAUGUGAGAAAAUUUUUACUCUACAUCAGAGAGUUCACUUUGCAAAGGAACCCUUUUAUUGUAAUGAAUGUGGUAAAACCUUUAAGUGGAGGUGUAAACUCAAUGCACAUCAGAGAAUUCAUACUGGAGAGAAACCCUUUGAAUGUAAUGAAUGUGGAAAAGCCUUCAGUGAGAAGGUUUGUCUUAAAAGGCAUCAGAAAAUCCAUACUAGAGAGAAGCCCUUUGAAUGUAAUGAGUGUGGAAGAGCUUUCCGUGAUGAAUCUUACCUUAUACUACAUCAAAGAAUUCAUACUGGAGAGAAACCUUUUGAGUGUAGCGAAUGUGGGAAAAACUUCAGCCUGAAGUCAUCACUUAUUUUACAUCAGAAAAUUCACACUGGGAAGAAGCUCUUUGAAUGCAAUGAAUGCAGGAAAGCCUUCCAUUACAAGUCUUGCCUUACUCUCCACCAGAGAGUUCAUACCAGAGAGAAACCCUUUGAGUGUAAUGAAUGUGGGAAGGCCUUCAUGUGGAAGAGCCAACUUAAUAAACAUAAGAGAAUUCACACCGGAGAGAAACCCCUUAAGUGUAAUGAAUGUGAAAAAGCCUUUUACCACAAAUCUCAGCUUGUUGUACAUCAAAGAACUCAUACUGGAGAAAAACCCUUUGAAUGUAAUGACUGUGGAAAAGCUUUCCACAACAGAUCUCAGCUUACUGUACACCAGAGAAUUCACACUGGAGAGAAACCCUAUGCAUGUAAUGAAUGUGGGAAAAGCUUUAGCCAUAGAAAAUCAUUUGUUUUCCAUUUGAGAAUUCAUACUGGAGAGAAACCCUAUGAAUGUAAUGAAUGUGGGAAAGCUUUCCACAACAAAUCUCACCUUACUGUGCAUCAGAGAAUUCACACUGGAGAGAAACCCUAUGAGUGUAAUAUAUGUGGGAAGAAAUUCAGUCCGAGGUCAUCACUUACUAAACAUCGGAAAAUUCACACUGAAGAAAAACCAUUUGAGUGCAAUGAAUGUGGGAAAAACUUCAGCCAGAGGUCAUCGUUUAUUUCACAUCAAAAGAUUCAUACUAGAGAAAAACCUUUUGAAUGUGAUGAAUGCGGGAAAAACUUCAGCCGGAGGUCAUCACUUAUGUCACAUCAAAAGAUUCAUACUAGAGAAAAACCCUUUUUUCCAUAAUGAAUAUGGAAAAAACUUCAACCAAAAGUUACUGGCUUCACAUCAGAGAACUCAUAUUGGAAAGAAAUGCAUUGAGUGCAAUGAAUGUGGGAAGAACUUCACUCAGAGGUCAUUACUUAGCAAACACAAAAGCAUUCAUACAAGAGAGAAAUCUAGUUAAAAUAAUAAAUAUAGGAAAGCUUUGCCAUGCAGAAUUAAUAAAUGAGAAUUUAUGCUAGAGGGUGAGCUAGAAACCCUUGAAAUAUUGUUCAUGCUUGAUUGGUUAUCAGAAACCUCAUGUUUGAGAGAAACUACAUAGAAGCAAUGAAUGCAGAAAGGCUUUCAGCCAAAACGGACACAUUACUAAGCAGUAGAGUGUGUGCAGUGAGAAACUCCAUAAGUAAUAAAAUGCAGGAAAGUCUUUGGCAUUAAUGGAAUACUUAGAAAGGCUUAGAGAAUUCAUGCAGAAGGAAAAAUUGGAAAUACUAUAACCAUAGGAAUAUCUUCAUGGUAUGUAGUUCAUCCCUUAUUUAACAUAGUAGACCUUAUGCUGGAGAUGAACUGUAGCAAUGUAAUAACCGUGAGAGCAUCCCAGCAGCUUGCCAUAUGUUUAAUGUUGGAAAGUCAAGAUCCAGACUUAAAGAUUACCAGCCACACUGUUUUGAAAGGGACAGAUAAUCAUUUCCUUUGUUUCUCCUGAGCUCUGUACACUUCAUGUUGGCUGCCACCAGGUGAUAGUAGAUUCAUAUUGGUCAGUGCAUCAAAUAUGGUAGUAUCUCAAAUCACAGACUGUCAUCUAAAAAAUCCCUUUUAUUUUUUAUUUAUUUUUUA
Molecule: messenger RNA, 2652 nt
Organism: Trichosurus vulpecula (common brushtail)
Lineage: Eukaryota; Metazoa; Chordata; Mammalia; Diprotodontia; Phalangeridae
Product: zinc finger protein OZF-like
Exons: 6
Coding region: 124-1842 (572 amino acids)
Biological process (GO): regulation of transcription by RNA polymerase II
Molecular function (GO): RNA polymerase II cis-regulatory region sequence-specific DNA binding; DNA-binding transcription factor activity, RNA polymerase II-specific
Source: RefSeq, a predicted model, not a curated record